Molecule: messenger RNA, 1812 nt
Organism: Gavialis gangeticus (Gharial)
Lineage: Eukaryota; Metazoa; Chordata; Crocodylia; Gavialidae
Gene: LRRC1
Product: leucine rich repeat containing 1
Exons: 14
Coding region: 2-1576 (524 amino acids)
Biological process (GO): neurotransmitter receptor transport, endosome to postsynaptic membrane; neurotransmitter receptor transport postsynaptic membrane to endosome
Cellular component (GO): postsynaptic membrane; postsynaptic density; adherens junction
Molecular function (GO): protein binding
Source: RefSeq, a predicted model, not a curated record
CAUGUUCCACUGCAUCCCGCUGUGGCGGUGCAACCGUCAUGUGGAGGCCAUCGACAAGCGGCACUGCUCGCUGGCCGCCGUGCCCGACGACAUCUACCGCUACAGCCGCAGUCUGGAGGAGCUGCUGCUGGACGCCAACCAGCUCCGCGAGCUGCCCAAGCCUUUUUUCCAACUUGUAAAACUACGGAAACUUGGACUUAGUGAUAAUGAAAUUCAGCGGCUCCCUCCAGAAAUAGCAAACUUCAUGCAGCUGGUGGAACUUGAUUUGUCUCGAAAUGAUAUUCCUGAAAUUCCAGAAAGCAUCUCAUUUUGUAAAGCACUACAGGUAGCAGACUUCAGUGGAAAUCCACUGACCAGAUUGCCUGAAAGCUUUCCUGAAUUACAGAAUCUAACGUGUCUUUCUGUAAACGACAUCUCUCUGCAGGCACUACCUGAAAACAUUGGGAACCUUUAUAAUCUGGCUUCACUGGAACUCAGAGAAAAUUUGCUGACAUAUUUACCUGAAUCUCUUACCCAGCUACAGAGACUAGAAGAACUUGAUUUAGGAAACAAUGAGCUCUUUCACUUACCAGAAACCAUUGGUGCACUUUUCAAUCUUAAGGAUCUCUGGUUGGAUGGAAACCAGUUAUCUGAAAUACCUCAGGAAAUAGGAAACCUGAAAAACCUGCUAUGUCUGGAUGUCUCUGAAAAUAAAUUGGAAAGACUUCCUGAAGAGAUCAGUGGUCUGACUUCCUUAACAGAUUUGCUUGUUUCUCAGAAUUUACUUGAGGUGCUACCUGAUGGCAUUGGAAAAUUAAAGAAACUAUCCAUCUUGAAGGUUGAUCAGAACAGACUUACUCAGCUGACAGAAGCAAUUGGAGACUGUGAAAGCCUUACUGAACUAGUUUUAACAGAAAACCAACUGCUGACAUUGCCGAAGAGCAUUGGAAAGCUAAAGAAGCUGAAUAAUUUGAAUGCCGACAGAAACAAAUUAACUUCUUUGCCCAAAGAGAUUGGGGGUUGCUACAGUCUUAACGUCUUUUCUGUGCGUGACAACAAAUUAUCUCGAAUUCCCCCUGAAAUUUCACAAGCCAUUGAGCUUCAUGUGCUAGAUGUCGCUGGAAACAGGUUGACACAUCUUCCUCUUUCACUGACUACCUUAAAGCUAAAGGCUUUGUGGUUGUCUGAUAACCAGUCCCAGCCUUUGCUGACGUUCCAGACUGACACAGACCCUGAAACAGGAGAAAAGAUUUUAACGUGUGUAUUGCUUCCCCAAAUACCUUCUGAGCCUGGUUGCCAAGAUAACCUGCCACGAUGUGGUGCUUUGGAGAGCUUAGUCAAUGAAGUAUCAGAUGAAACCUGGAAUGAGCGUGCAGUAAACAGAGUCAGUGCAAUCCGCUUUUUAGAAGAUGAAAAAGAUGAAGAGGAUAAUGAAAUGAGAACACUUCUAAGGCGAGCCACUCCACACCCUGGAGAAUUAAAGAGCAUGAAAAAGACAGUGGAGAAUUUACGGAAUGAUAUGAAUGCUGCUAAAGGACUGGAUUCAAACAAAAACGAGGUCAAUAAUGCCAUUGACAGAGUGACCACUUCUGUGUAGAAUUUCAUCUCCGGGUUUUACCUCCUGUGUCUUCCCCUGCUGUUGAAAUGUUCCUGUUGUCUUCUGGGACCCCAUUCAGCCCCUUUUUGUUUUUAACCAGAACCUGAUCCAUCACCUCUUGUAUCUGAAAGGUGCUGCUCACUGGAAGAAAGUGCCUUAUUUCAGCUAGGCAUUGAACCAAUAAUCUCUGAAUCAAUAUUGUAAUUUUAAUAGUUUUAGGGUUUUCUAAUAAGUAG